This is a messenger RNA of Psammomys obesus (fat sand rat), 2271 nucleotides long. It is a transcript of the gene Borcs5, whose product is annotated as BLOC-1 related complex subunit 5. The coding region runs from base 284 to 838 and encodes 184 amino acids. The transcript has 6 exons. Gene Ontology annotation, biological process: lysosome localization; positive regulation of anterograde synaptic vesicle transport; organelle transport along microtubule. The record is from RefSeq and is a predicted model, not a curated record. Gene Ontology annotation, cellular component: synaptic vesicle membrane; BORC complex; cytoplasmic side of lysosomal membrane. Lineage: Eukaryota; Metazoa; Chordata; Mammalia; Rodentia; Muridae.
GGAUGACCUUGAACAGCAUCCGGAUCCUCUUGCCUCUGUCUCCCAUGAGCAGGUGCUCAGCAGUCUGGCCUCCACCUCCAUAUGUAACUGAGUAUGAACUUUGAAGUCCUGAUCUUCUCGCCGCUACCUCCCAAGUGCUCUUCUGAAGCAUAGCCUGGCCUUGAACACAAGAUCUUGCUUCACUAGCCUUCUGAGUGCUGGGAUAAUGUUACACUCUGCACUGCUUGGUCCCGGAAACCUGACUGGAGUGAUGAGAAAAUGAAGAAAGGACAGACAUACAGACAUGUGUACAGAAAAGUUGGGAUCUGUGACUCCAUCUCCAGCUAAACAUCGGGCCAAGAUGGAUGAUAUCGUGGUAGUAGCUCAAGGCUCCCAGGCCUCAAGGAAUGUUAGCAAUGAUCCUGAUGUCAUCAAGCUUCAAGAGAUUCCAACUUUCCAGCCCCUUUUAAAAGGGCUCUUGAGUGGACAGACAUCCCCAACAAACGCCAAACUGGAGAAGCUAGACUCUCAGCAGGUGUUGCAGCUCUGCCUCCGGUACCAGGGCCACCUGCACCAGUGCGCAGAGGCAGUUGCUUUUGAUCAGAAUGCUCUAGUCAAGCGAAUCAAAGAGAUGGAUCUGUCCGUGGAAACCCUCUUUUGCUUCAUGCAGGAGCGCCAGAAAAGAUAUGCCAAGUAUGCAGAGCAGAUCCAGAAGGUGAAUGAGAUGUCGGCCAUCCUCCGCCGCAUCCAGAUGGGUAUUGACCAGACAGUGCCACUGAUGGAGAGGCUCAACAGCAUGCUGCCAGAGGCUGAGCGUCUGGAGCCCUUCAGCAUGCGGCCCGAGAGGGAGCGGCUCUAGCAGGCACCUGCCUCCCGGGCGCAGCUCCAGCCUCCGCCUGGGCCCAGAUGUUUGCCUAGAUGUGUUUGACUGGCACGGAUUUCCUCGCAUAAUUGGUUUUGAUAACUGAAGUUGGGACAGUUGACUUUCCAGGAAUUCUUGUAAAAACUUUGCAUCGAGAGUUAUCUUUAUUUUGCUCAGAUUUUUUGAAUUAAAAGUGUAUAUAGUCUAGCUACUGCAAUGGAACUAUGGGGGAAAUGUUAGCUACUGCAUUGAAACUGUGGGGGAAAUGUUAGGAAACUGUGUUCUCCUUGGCACCUUGUGAGACUUUACUCAGGCUCUCUCAGUUGUGGUUGUAAAUAUAAGAUCUGACUGAGUCCAGUUACUGUUUCCAACCAACAGCAACCAUCACACCAAGGAGGCAUCGGCCCUGUCCUCCUGCCCUGCCAGAACACUGCCUCUUUGUUUUUCAGGUACUGUGCCCCCUUUGCGGGUCACUGGAAACGGCAGACUCCCUUCAGCCGCUCAUGAAGUUGUUGCCCAUUGUUAACUGCUUCCCAUGCAGAGUUCAGAGUCCAGGCUUCUCUCAACUGAGCAGGCCUCGGCUUCACAAGGUUUGCACCAGCUUUGCUCCCCCCCUCCAGUGGUGGUCAUUCUCUCGUUCCAGAGAUCCACUGAGUUUCUUUGUUGGUGUGCCAGGGACACUAAAGGGGCCACAUAGCCUCUGCCCUCCACUGAUGUUUUUGGGUCAUGAAGCUGGGGAAAGAGCAUCUGUUCAUCACAGGUGUGUAGCGCUCUGCUUUAUUUGGGGUUCCCUAAAGCCUCUCCCUUCCAACCCCCAACCUAGGAAGGAGAGGGAAGGUUAGUGGGGAGAGGGCACACAGACCCUUUACUUCUCCCGGCUGUUUAGGGUCGAUGGCUUCUUUUAGGGCUAUACCAAUUCUGCAUCAACAGCAAAAGCAACCAGCAGUUGCCUCCAAGCUGCUGUGCCACAAAGCAUCUCUGGUCUCUCCAAACUGCCACUCAACACAUGCCACCCUUUCUCUCUGAGGGCUCUCCUAUUUCUAACCCUUGGAGUCCUAGACCACGCCCCUCUCAGUGCAGCACAAGGCAGGGCGUUACCAGCUGGCAAUGAUCAGCAGUGGACAAAUUAAAGUCCCACACUUGGGAUUAAAACAAAAACAUAUUUCCAUUACAUAACUUGAGUUUUUAAAGAAACCAAAACUUCCAUCACACAGGUGUGCUGAGGAAGAAAGGCCUGAGGAAGGGAGGGAUGGGAUGAAUGCAGGGGACAGGUCAGAAGAUAGGGGCUGGGUAUGAGGAGGUUGUCAGGGCUGGGAGCUUGCAGCUGCUACCUCAUUCCCUGUGUGUUCUGUCAGGUGUCAGAAUAGCUUCAGUGUUUUUAUAAGAUUAAAAUGAAUCUGAUUAAUUUAUUAUACAGCAGCUAAACUUGA